Molecule: messenger RNA, 3025 nt
Organism: Eupeodes corollae
Lineage: Eukaryota; Metazoa; Arthropoda; Insecta; Diptera; Syrphidae
Gene: Hip14
Product: palmitoyltransferase Hip14
Exons: 4
Coding region: 279-2216 (645 amino acids)
Biological process (GO): protein palmitoylation
Cellular component (GO): Golgi membrane
Molecular function (GO): protein binding; palmitoyltransferase activity
Source: RefSeq, a predicted model, not a curated record
AACCCCUAGCUCUAGCAAAUUUUCUGUCAUUCGAUUUUCCUACUCCAUCUAAAAAAUAUAAAAUUUUCACUUUUAUUUUGUAUGGAAAAAGACUUGAUAACAAAAGCUUUUCCACAAAAUUUAUUUCACUAAGACAAAGUUCCAAUAAAACAACAAACGAAAAAAGUUACCCAUCCUCGGUCGGAAAUUGCUUCGAAAAGUUAAAACUGGCUCAAUAGGUCCGCAGAUAUAAACUUUUUAUGUUUGCGUUGUGUUUUUGUGAAAAAAUUUAUUAUUAAAUGUAUAAGAGCGCAUGCAAUGCAGCGACGACGGGCUCGUGCGCUGAGCCCGAUCAUGACCACCAAAGGGAGGCUGCUCUCAUAUCGCAAGAACCCCCAACAGCACCCAUCGAGCCCGAUUACAGUGGCUUCGAUAUAGUGAAGGCAACACAAUACGGUGCAAUCGCGCGCGUCAAGGAGCUCGUCGAAGCUGGCUGGGAUGUCAAUCAGCCCGAUAGCGAGACUGUCACACUUCUGCAUUGGGCAUCGAUAAACAAUCGUCGCGACAUAAUCAAAUACUUCCUGGAAAAGGGUGCUAAGGUCGAUGCCAUCGGCGGAGAACUGAAUGCCACUCCCCUGCAUUGGGCCACACGGCAAGGUCAUCUGGGGGCAGUUGUCCUUUUGAUGGCUGCUGGUGCCGAUCCAAAAAUUCGAGAUGCUGAAGGCUGUUCUUGCAUUCACAUUGCAGCACAAUUUGCUCACACCGCGUUGGUGGCCUACUUCAUUGCUAAAGGCGUAGAUCCAGACUCGCAGGAUCGUGGCGGGAUGACGGCCUUAAUGUGGGCCGCCUGGAAGGUGUGUGCCUUGGAUCCAGUGCGCCUGCUACUGACGCUAGGAGCUAACCCGGCAAUAGUCGACUAUACGCAUGGCAACACGGCCUUGCACUGGUCGAUCUUGGCACGCAACAGCACUGCCAUCAGCACGCUCAUCUUGAAGGGAAAGAGCAGCUUGGAUGCACCCAAUCUUCGCGGUGACACCCCCCUCUCAAUGCUAGACUCCCAGACCGGCGCAAUAUGGAUCAGUUCAAAGGUAAUGGAGCGUGUUCGCGAAUCGUCACAGGCAGUGUUGCGUCGCAGUUUAAUAUCCCGCCUAAAAAACGACAAACGCCUCCGAUGGUGGACAAUGGCAGGUUCACCGUUUCUCGCAUUCUACUUGGCCGGAAUUGUCUUUGCCGCAAAUACUUUGUUUAUUAUUAAGUUCUUCCUGCUGGGUUGCUUGUACGCGACGUUCCACUCCAUUGGUAAGGCUCUGUUCGAUGAUCAUCUGAUGGCCCUGUUGCCGCUGAGUGUGUACUUGGCCACGAAGGUUUGGUUCUAUGUGACUUGGCUGACGUACAUAGUGGAUGCGGUCUCUACUACGGCAACGCUAGGCUUUCUCUUCUGCUCGGGAUGCCUUUGGGUGUGUUUCCUCAAGUCGUGGAAGGGUGAUCCUGGAAUUAUAAAACCAACACAAGAACAACGAUUUAGGACCAUUGUUGAGCUUUCUGAACGUGGCGGAAUUGGUUUUGAGCCAUCCUCGUUUUGUUCGGCAUGUUUGGUCAGGAGACCAAUCCGCUCCAAGCAUUGUAGUGUCUGUGAUCGAUGCGUUGCUAGGUUCGACCAUCACUGCCCCUGGGUGGGCAAUUGCAUCGGUCUGAACAACCACACCUACUUUAUGGGAUUCCUAUGGUGCUUGUUGAUAAUGUGCGGUUGGAUGCUGUAUGGAGGUUCUCAUUUCUAUGUUAACGAAUGUCAUGUUUCAUUAAAUAACGAUUUCCUUGAAAGUCUAAAUGACAUUGGAAAUUGCAAUGCAUGGGUGGGCUGGGUUAUGGCCAAUGCCCUGUUGCACAUGUCCUGGGUGAUUCUCUUGACAGUGUGUCAAACCUAUCAGGUAAUUUGCCUCGGAAUGACAACCAACGAACGAAUGAACCGCGGGAGAUAUCGUCAUUUCCAAGCCAAGGGUGGCAAAAGUCCCUUCACGCGUGGGCCAUUUUAUAAUUUCAUUGACUUUGUUGGUUGCUCCUGCUUUGGACUCUUCCAGCCGCAAAACAUCGAUUGGAUGCAAUUUUUCGAAUUCGAAAAAAGCCUCGAACACGAACCAUUGCUGUGCGGUGGUGGUGGCGGCGGCAGUGGUGGCGGUGGUGCUACAGACAGUAACUAUCAGACAAAGGAGACGUUGCAUCCUCAGUGUAAGAACUAAGGUAACACAAAAUUAAGGUAUUUUAGACAAAAAAAAAUAUAUUACAAAAACAAAAAAGAAUUAACAUUUAAAAAAUGUUAAUAACAUCAAUUUUCAAAUUCAGUUUUGAGUCUUCGCAGAUUACAAAAACAAACUUAUGUAUUGCAUUUGUUAUAAAACGUAAUUCAGGUGUCUAUAAUCAUUCUCAAUUUAUUUUAUUUAUAACUUCUGUUGUUUCUAUUGCUAGAGUAUUUUUGUUUUAAUUUGUAGAAAUCAUCGUAACAUAAUAAUUAUUUGUAAAGUAUAAAAAUACAUUAUUAUUUUGUUUUGUUUAUGAUUAAGCCCAGCGAUUUUAGUUUUUACUUCAAUAUUCUUCUUUUGUUUUUUUUUUUUUUUUGUAAAGUGUGAAUUUGUUGUAGAAAUUAUUGCAAUUUAAAUUUACACUUAUAAAAGUAUUGCAAGUGAAUAUAAAAACAAAAGUCGACUUCAUUUAAUUGUAAAUAUCUUUAAAAAAAAAUAAAAAAUACAAAACCCCUAUUGUACAAAGAUUUAAAAAAAAGUUUGAUUUAAGAAAAUGAAAGUAAAUAAUCGGCAUAAAAAAAAGAAACAUUAAAAUUGGAAAAUGAAAAUGUUACGUGGAGUGAAAAGAAAAUGCUUUGAAAUUAUUUGAUAUACCUAUGCUGAAAUAAAGAGGAUAUACUUUUAAGGUCUGAGUUAAUUUAAAAUUUUGUUUUAAACAUAACCGAUUCAAAGUUCAGAAAUUUUGCAUUGCGAAAACAUAAAAACUUAGUACAUUUGAGGAUUUUAACGAAUUGCACCUUGGGAAACAA